CUUUGGGCCGUGCCACGCUGUCCUCAGGAGAUGUCCUUCGUCCUCUUUGUACGUCCUCUAUCUUCAGCCCUGGCCUUAGGCUUUCUUGCAGCAAGUGUCUCCGUGGAAGUCUUCCAAGCCGCGUGAUUUCUGAUUGGGCAAAUGUACAGCGCAGUGCGCGUGCGCGGGUGUGUAAAGCAUAUGGAACGGCGAGUUGCGAACGCGUCUCGUUCGGGUGUUUGCCUGUGCAGCGAGCAGGCUUGGUGACGGGCGUGAGUGCUGGAACGCAUCAAGUGGCCUGCGUUGACGAUGCAUGCUAAUGCCGAGUCAUCCUCUCGCAUGUUGCUCAAGCCACUUGCCUAGUGGCAAGUGCAUUGGCAUGUAGGACGCCAUGACCGAGAAAGGGUUUCGUAUCGCUGCCGAAGUCAACAAGGAAGGAUGGGAGAAGAGCAGCUUCCCAAUACUCUGCGAGACCUGCCUGGGUGACAACCCCUACGUCCGCAUGCAGAAGGAGGACUAUGGCGUCGAGUGCAAGAUCUGCGUGCGGCCCUUCACGAUAUUCAGGUGGAAGGCGGGCACGCAGGGGCGGUACAAGUCCACGGUGAUUUGCCAGAGCUGCGCGAAGAUGAAGAACGUGUGCCAGACGUGCUUGUUCGACCUGGAGUUCGGGCUGCCUGUGCAGGUCCGGGACAAGUACAUGGAGGAGCAGGGUCAGAGCAAGAUCUCUCUCCCGUCCUCUCGCGUUGGCCGCGACUAUCAACUUCAGGAGUUGUCGAAGCAAACGGACGGUGGGGAUGUACCUUAUGGUAAGGUCGGAGCACAUCCUAUGCUGCAGCGUCUUGCAAGGAUGACUCCGUAUUACAAGAGAAACGAAGCCCGAAUUUGCACGUUCUACGUGAAAGGGGCUUGCAAUCGUGGUCAGGAUUGCCCUUUCCGCCAUGAGUUGCCACAGGGUGGAGAACUUGCAAACCAGAAGUUACGCGACCGGUUCCACGGGGAGAACGACCCGCUAGCAGCAAAGUAUAUCCGGAGAGCCGAGGAGGAUAUGACGCCGUCAGCUCCCGAGGACAAGGCCAUCACCACCUUGUACAUGGGUGGCUUGGAUACGGCUAUCAAGGAGAAGGAUAUCCGCGACAAGCUGUACGUCUACGGCGAGAUCCGCAGCGUGAAGAUGAUACCCAAGCAGUCCUGCGCCUUCAUCACCUUCGUCAACAGGGAAGAGGCCGAGGAGGCCAUGGCGAAGUGCUACCGGGUCCUGAAGAUCAAGGACAAAAAGGUGAACCUGAUGUGGGGGCGCCCACAGCCCACGGCGCAGUCCCAGGCCUCCGCCGCCCUGGUCGCGGGGGCCGCAGGCUCGGGCGCCUCGGCCUCUGGUGGCCCCGGAGAUUUUGGUGGAGGACGGCGUGGCUCGCCCGUACUAUGCCUCCAUGGACCCCUCGGCGCAGGGCAACGCUCCGCUCGAGGGGGAGAUGCCAGAUGAGCGGACACCGGCGCGAUAGCGCGGUGCCAGUCAGGCGAUGUGUCCUGUCGCGUGCCACCGCUCGCUGCCGCGCAGGGGACUCUCACACCACCCGGCAGUCCGACCGUCCUCCGCAGCAGGUCCGCGCCCGCUCGGCGCGGCGGCGACGCCGGCUGCACGGGUGGUCGACCCGGCUGGUUGCACGGGCUCGUUAAACUCGGGGGAUGGACCCCGGGAGGGAAUCGGGAUCCGAUGCCAAGCGGGCCUCUUGAGCACACGGCGGCGACGCCAGCGCGGGCGCGGAAGUUCAAACGGCCGGCUUCGGGCCCUGCCCACCGGAACGCUCUCGGAACGAUCGCGGCGCUCAAAGCGCACCCUCGUUGCGGCUCUCAGAGACUCGUCUUGUGCCAACCUGAUUCUCUGCUCUGGGGGUCUCCUUUAUCCCUUGUGGGGCGGGCGUCGCUGUGCUCCGGAGAGCUUGCCAUUCCGUUUCGCGCUGGCACGGAGGCCACAAGGGGGGGGAGGGAGUCCUGCGGAAGUGACCCCGCGGUGUUUCUUGGCCGGCCGGACGCCGAUCGCGUCGGCCGCGGGCCGCGCGCCCGUGCGCCAGAGGAGGGGCUGCUCCGAAUGUGAUGGGCGCGGGACGUCCCGAGAAGCUGAA
Molecule: messenger RNA, 2099 nt
Organism: Prorocentrum cordatum
Lineage: Eukaryota; Dinophyceae; Prorocentrales; Prorocentraceae
Source: the annotation of a GenBank genome assembly